Messenger RNA from Nothoprocta perdicaria, 1729 nucleotides. RefSeq names its product sprouty related EVH1 domain containing 2 (gene SPRED2). Lineage: Eukaryota; Metazoa; Chordata; Aves; Tinamiformes; Tinamidae. Gene Ontology annotation, molecular function: protein kinase binding. The coding region runs from base 24 to 1283 and encodes 419 amino acids. The record is from RefSeq and is a predicted model, not a curated record. The transcript is spliced from 6 exons. Gene Ontology annotation, cellular component: membrane. Gene Ontology annotation, biological process: negative regulation of MAPK cascade; multicellular organism development.
GGCCCGCCCGCCCGCGGCCCGCCAUGAGCCUCGACGGCGACAAGAUGAGCGAGGACGCGCACCCGGACGAUGACAGCUACAUUGUGCGAGUGAAAGCCGUGGUUAUGACCCGAGAUGACUCCAGCGGCGGAUGGUUGCCGCAAGAAGGAGGCGGCCUCAGUAGAGUUGGCGUCUGCAAGGUCACCUACCCGGAGGGCAAUGGAAGAAGUGGAUUCCUGAUCCACGGUGAAAGGCAGAAGGACAAACUGGUGGUGCUGGAGUGCUUCGUGAAGAAGGACCUGGUCUACACCAAGGCCAACCCCACCUUCCACCACUGGAGAGUAGACAACCGCAAGUUCGGGCUCACCUUCCAGAGCCCCGCGGACGCGCGCGCCUUCGACAGGGGCGUGCGCAAGGCCAUCGAGGACCUCAUCGAAGGAUCCACUACGUCGUCGUCCACGCUUCACAACGAGGCGGAGGUCGGGGAUGACGACGUCUUCACGUACGCGACCGACAGCUCCUCCAACUCCUCCCAGAAGAGGGACCAGCCCGUGCGCGCGCUGGCGUCUCCGGCGUCCUGCGAGCACCGAAGGAUCUGCACCCGGAGCCACCUGCACGACCAUUACAGCUCUGACCACUACCACCUCGAGCAGUCAGUACCGCGGUCCUACCGGCACGUCAACUUCCCGGAUGACGACGAGGAGAUCGUGCGCAUCAACCCCCGGGAGAAGAUCUGGAUGACGGGCUACGAGGACUAUCGCCAUGCCCCGGCGCGAGGCAAGAGCUUCGACCCCGACGACGUGGACUCCUACGUGCGCUUCGCCAAAAGCGAGGCCUCCAAGCACGAGUACACCUACCCGUACGUAGACAACUCGGACUUUGACCUGGGCGAAGACAUCAAGGGUGCUGUGAUAAAGACUCAACCUGUCAAGUUCAAGCCCAGGCGGAAGGAAGACGGCGAGCGAUCGCGCUGCGUCUACUGCAGGGACAUGUUCAACCACGAGGAGAACCGCCGGGGCCAGUGCCAGGAUGCUCCGGACCGCGUCAAGACUUGCAUCCAUCGGGUGAGCUGUAUGUGGUGCGCGGACACGAUGCUCUAUCACUGUAUGUCCGACCCAGAAGGAGACUACACGGAUCCUUGCUCGUGCGACACCAGUGAUGAAAUGUUUUGCCUCCGGUGGAUGGCCCUUAUCGCCUUGUCCUUCAUCGCUCCCUGUAUGUGCUGUUACUUGCCGCUCCGGGCUUGUUACCACUGUGGGGUUAUGUGCAGGUGCUGCGGCGGGAAGCACAAAGCUGCUGGAUGACUCCGGAGGAGCUGCAGGCGCCACGUUUCGUCCUGGAGCCCGAGGAGCGCGUUGCUUUGGGAGCAUCGAGGUGACACGCGUGGACGCAGCCGCACCGCGGAGCCCGCCGCCUCCGCGCCGCGUCCCUUUGCUCAUCGAGCGUGCUAACCAACCCAUCUACAGCGUAGACUUUUGUACUAUUAACCUGUAAUCAAGCAGACUGUCUUGUACAUGUUUCUACUAUGAUUUUUCUUUUCCAGUUGAAGGGAGUUGGAGGGAAGACCUGCUCGCAGUGGCGGCGGCUCGCAGCCCGGCUCCCGGCUGCGUCCGUCUCGGCGGCGCCGCGAGCCCCGCGCGCUCCGAAGAUGCUCUAACUUGCAGUCAGGUUGUUGUGUGUCUGCAGGGUGGACUGGUAACAAACUUGUACCACAACACAGUAUUUCUGUCACUGGUUUUCUUUCCUUUUU